GUCCGUUAGUAAAAAUUCCCCAAUCUCUCUCUCUCUCUUUCCCAACCACCACCGUCACACAAGUCUCCAUCCAAUCUCUCUCUACACCAACGCGUUCCGGACUGCCUCCACAAUCCUCUCUCUCUCUCUCUCUCUCUCUCUCUCUCUCUCUCUCUCUCUCUCGUGAAAUCGAACGGCCAGAAUCCGCACAAGAACACCAACAAAAACAAUCACCUUCCUCACGGAAAAUCUAAUCGCUCUUCCUCUUAUAUACGCCAAGAACUGACAUAUCUAUAUAUAUACCGCUAUUCGUUGCUUGUCGGAAUUACUGUUGGCUAGGGUUAGGGUCCGGCUUCGGUAUCGCGGCGGCGGUGAUUUAGGAGAAGAUGCCCCGCGGCAGGGAAUACCUAGCAUUUAUUCGGCGCGUAGAUUUCCACUUUUGAAAUUAUUGACAAGUCCUCCUUUUUCGAGGGAAUUAUGAAACCGCCCCUGCCCUCUGAACCUGGGAUGGAUUUCUACACGCAGGCUUGCAAGGCGCUGUGCAAGCGCUCCUCUUUUUAUUCUGAGGAUUCACAGACAGCUACUGCGCCUCCUACACUGCCCAGAGGACUGGCUCAGCUGCUAUCUAAGCACUCAGACAGCCGGAAGAGGAACAAGAGGACCCAUACUGGUUCUGAAACGAAGUUUUCUUCGCGGCAAGAAAAGUCUCGCGCCUCGGGGGUCUGGGCUGAAAUGGAGGACUACUUUCGUGAAGUAGACGUGGAUGAUAUUGAAAGACUCCGUGAACUUUCUUCUGUACUACCUUCUAAGAGCGAGAAGUUCUUUUCAUUACUCUCACUUUAUGGAGCGGGUAAUAAUGUAGAUACAGGUGUAAAUAUUCCGUAUGCAGUUGCUUCAACUAGUGGGGCAUCCAAUGAAGAACGGCACGCUCAAGAAGAAAAUGAGCAGCAACAAAUGAAUGUUGAUAGCAUAGGAGCUGCGGCAUUGUCUACAGCAGCAAUAAAGUUAGAGAAGGCCCGUCCUACUUUUAGUGGCAUGGAGUGGCUUUUAGGUUCUAGGACAAAGAUAUAUCUCACCACAGAGAGGCCUAACAAGAAAAGGAAGCUAUUGGGUGGGGAUGCUGGGUUAGAAAAGCUUCUUGUUGCUCAUCCAGUGGAAGGGUCAGCUUCUCUGUGUCACUAUUGCAGUGUUGGUGACAUGGGUGAUACUUUGAACCGGUUGAUUGUUUGCGGUUCAUGUAGCAUGGCAGUUCAUCAGAGAUGUUACGGGGUGCAGGAUGAUGUUGAUGGAUCUUGGAUGUGCUCCUGGUGCAAGACAAAGAAUCAAAUGAUAAGUAAUGAGAAGCAAUGCCUUUUGUGUCCAAGGAAAGGCGGAGCACUGAAACCUUCUAGAAAAAGGGGUCAGGGAUGUCAAGAGCAGUCUGCGCUCAAGUUUGCUCACCUGUUUUGCUGUCAGUGGAUGCCAGAGGUCUAUGUCGAGAAUACGAGGAUGAUGGAACCUGUAGUGAACAUUGAAGGCAUAAAAGAAACUCGAAGAAAGUUAAUUUGUUAUUUGUGUAAGGUGAAAUAUGGGGCUUGUGUGCGGUGUAGUAAUGGAGCUUGCAGAACAUCUUUUCAUCCUAUAUGUGCAAGGGAGGCACGACACAGAAUGGAGAUAUGGGGAAAACUUGGUUGUGAUGAUGUGGAGUUGCGUGCAUUUUGCUCGAAGCAUUCUGAUGUCCACAACAAUGGUAAGAGUGAGCAAAAUGGCGAAAUAUCUGCACAUGUGCCCGGUGUAUCUUGUUCCAGUGAUCCCAAUCAGAUGAUUGAAUCAACAGAAAAUAAGCCUCAGAAGUUAAAAUUUAGCCAACAUAAUGGUGAAAAUGGGUCAAGUGGAAUCAUGGGUGCAAAUUUGGAUCAAGAUAAAUUGGAUUGUGACGCCUCUCAUGAAGAAAGGCUGUUGGUUAGUGUAUCAAAUUCCAAAUGUCAAACUGCCCACGAUGAUACAUUGCACCAUAUUAAUAAGGAUUUGUUGGAAAUAGGCAUAAAUGAAGAUGGUAGUGCCACUGAUCCCUCGAGUGUUAUCAUAUUAUUGAAGAAGCUAAUCGAACAGGGAAUAGUUGACGUUGGUUAUCUAGCUUCUGAGAUGGGUGUUUCCUCUGAUUCAUUGGCCUCAAUGCUCAAUGACAAUUGCAUGGUCAAUGAGGUACAUUGCAAAAUAGUUAAGUGGCUUAGGACUCGUCCCACCACGGGGAAUGUGCAGAAAACUUUGAGAGUUAAAAUCAAACCAACGAAGGGCACAAAGAUUGAGGGUGGUGUAGCCGAUAACACUGAUUCUGCUAUAUUAACAGAGCCUGAGAUUUCUGCUACCAUUCCUGUUAAGUCUGUUCCACCUCACAGACGAACCAAAAACAAUAUUAGGACUGUUAAGGACGACAUGAUGUUGGAUGCAGUCAAAACUCAUCCGCUUGGUGUCACAGAUUCAACUUUGACCAAGGACCCUCUUUGUUCUAGCACUCAGAACAUAGCUAUUGACUGCGUCUCAUCUCAUGAUACCGCGGCCAACAAGCCACACAAAGAUGAAGUUGUACAAUCUGCUGUUCUGGUCGAUGUGCAACCUAAUGAGUGUGCAGCUAUGGAUCUAAGUGCUGUCCUGAAUGUUGAUGCAAGGAUGCCAAGUUCUAUUACUAUGAACAGUGCAGCUGAUGGCAUAAAAUUGAAAAAACGCGGACCUUACAUUCACCCGCUCAUUGUAAAAAAAUUAAAUGACAUGGGGGAGAGAAUCAUUGCAGAGAGUGCUGCACAUGAAUAUGAUGGUAAGAAUUGUCUACUUGUCUAUGUUUGGUAGGUUUGAGACAUGGAGAACUAUAUCUUUCUAAAGCUUCCUCUAGUUCUGGGAUUUGUUGCAGUGAUGAGAAUCUGCAGUCAACUUCUGGUGAUAUGGUAUCCAAAUAUAAAGGGACAAGUCUAGAACAGUUCAUCAAUUCAAGGAAUAUGGGUCUCUCAGAAUUGUCACCCAUGGAUGAAAUGGAAGGAGAAAUCAUAUUUUACCAACACAAGCUAUUAUCUGAUGCUGCAGAAAAAAAAUCCCUUGCUGAUAAUUUGAUCGGCAAAGUUGUACGAAGCCUCCAACUGGAGAUUGAUGCUGCUAGAAACCAAGAAUGGGAUACCGUUUUAGUUAGUAAGUAUCUUCAAGAACUUAGAGAAGCAAAAAAACAAGGAAGGAAAGAAAGGCGGCAUAAAGAAGCUCAGGCUGUGCUGGCUGCUGCAACUGCUGCUGCUGCUUCAUCGUCUAGGAUUUCAUCAUUGAGGAAAGAUAAUCCUGAAGAAGCCAUUUAUCAGGAGGACCCAUCAAACUUGUCUACUUCCAAUCAUAUGCACCAGCAAAAUCCUUGUGCUAAAGAUUCAAGCUGCGCGCAGGUCAUGUCUGAAAGAAUAUUUGAUCCCCUCCAGUCAGGCUCAGAUUUUUCCAAAGACCAUCCUAGAACUUGUGAUGUUUGUGGGCGGUCUGAGACUAUUCUAAAUUCGAUCCUCGUUUGUUCCGGGUGUAAGGUUUCCGUACACUUGGACUGUUAUCGCAGUGUCAGAAACUCAGCAGGCCCAUGGUAUUGUGAACUAUGUGAUGAUAGAUUAUUGCGUGAGGAAUUAGGAACUCCAGCAGCUGAUUUAUCGGAAAAGCAGAAAUCUUGUUUUCUUGCAGAAUGUGGUUUAUGUGGUGGUACUACUGGUGCUUUUAGAAAGUCGACCGAUGGUCAAUGGGUCCAUGCUCUCUGUGCUGAAUGGGUGUUGGGCUCUGCAGUCAGGAUAGGGCUAGUGAGUUCAAUUGAGGGAACGUCAAUGGGUCGUAAGGUGAGUGACGCUUGCCUUAUCUGCCAUCGUAAACAUGGGGUGUGCGUCAAGUGCAGCUACGGUCACUGUCGAAGCACCUUCCAUCCUUACUGUGCUAGGAGUGCAGGCUUAUUCAUGGCUGUAAAGACGGUCGGCGGGAAGCUGAUCCACAAAGCUUACUGUGCCAAACAUAGCAUAGAUCAGAGACUAAAGGCUGAUACACAAAAACUUGGGGCAGAAGAGUUACAGCGUCUAAGGCACAUCAGGGUUGACUUGGAGAAAAUACGCUUGCUUUGCGAAAGAAUAAUAAAAAGAGAAAAAAUGAAACGUGAAAUGGUGUUUUGUUCACAUGAGGUUCUUGCCUCCAAGAGAGAUACAGUUGUUUUAUCCGCCCUGUCUCGUCGUCCUUUCUCUCAAAGUUCAGAUUCAGCCACUACUACAUCUCUGAGAGGGUACACUGAUGGAUGUAAAUCUGGAAGUGAAACUGUUCAGAAGUCAGAUGACUUCACUGUUGAUAGUGCAAUUGCUGGUAAACGAGGAGGUAAGUUCCCUGUGUCGAUGGAUAAUAAGGACCAAAAGACCGAUGAGAGUCCUGCAUCUCCAAUCUUGUUGACGCACAAACCUGCAGAGAGAAUAACCUUGUCCGGUAAGCAAAUUCCGAUGAGACAUAUUUCAUCCAGGGAUCCCUCAGAUGACGAGGACAAAAGGUUAACUUAUAGAAAGCCCGCGGAAACUUUUCAUAAAGAGAUGAUAAUGACGUCUGAUCAAGCAUCUAUGAAGAAUCAGCGGUUGCCAAAAGGGUAUGUCUAUGUUCCCCUUCAGCAACUUCCAAAGGAGGAAGAUGUUCCAGACACGUCUUCUGAGGAACCACCCCCCACGGAACAUACAGAUAGGUAAGUUGCUUCUGUUUUAGAACAACAGAAAUCCUCCUGACCCCGAUGAACAGCAUCCCCAUCUCCAGUGGGUCAUGUGUGACCAUCUGGGGAACAAAAGCCACUGGGAUGAUUUAUGGCCAUGUUGAGCACACUGCAUUAUACACCCCAUGGAGGUUCUGAUCAUUAUUUGUAUAAUUAUCCAUGAUUUCGAGCUUAUUUGAAUAGCUCACCAGGUGGGUUGUUCGUUUGUGUAUGGUAUGCAGCAUGUAAUUUGUAUACACCAGUUAGAAGGGUAGUAGCAAGCCAUGUAAAGUCAAUGUAUAUACCCCCACAAUUCUAACUAACCAUCAUAGUAGUGCAGAAAUCAGAUUGUAGAGUUGUAAUUUGUUCAUUGUUAAAUUUAGAUUUGUAAUUGUUGCUUUUGAAUUUGCUAUCUUGUAUGUUGCAUGUAGCAAACAUGCUAUGUAUAAGAGAAGUUAGAAACCAUAUUGUGAUUAUCUGAUUUUGAGAGUGUAACAUCUGAAUAUCUGAUUUAUUGGCAUCAAUCAG
Molecule: messenger RNA, 5209 nt
Organism: Cuscuta europaea
Lineage: Eukaryota; Viridiplantae; Streptophyta; Magnoliopsida; Solanales; Convolvulaceae
Source: the annotation of a GenBank genome assembly